Molecule: messenger RNA, 1713 nt
Organism: Impatiens glandulifera
Lineage: Eukaryota; Viridiplantae; Streptophyta; Magnoliopsida; Ericales; Balsaminaceae
Exons: 6
Coding region: 1-1713 (570 amino acids)
Biological process (GO): protein desumoylation
Cellular component (GO): nucleus
Molecular function (GO): deSUMOylase activity
Source: RefSeq, a predicted model, not a curated record
AUGAGGGGUCUUGACCAGGACAUGAAACACCACAGGUCCGUAUAUAUGUCCAGGAAAGGGAGUGGAGUUACUAAUUCUUUUGCUUAUAACGUGUAUGGGUUUGUACUAGCACUACAAGUGUGGAGCUAUGAGAUCAUUCAAAACUUGGUCCUUAAAUUCGCCACAAGGAAAGACGUUGAUGGCCCUUUUCGCCCAAGGAUACUGUUGUAUCAAUCGAAAAGGAAGAAUACAUUUCAGGAGAUGCAAUCUGCCUUUAACAGCGCUGUGUUUUCUAAGAUGCAAGAGUCCUCCGAGGAGACGAGUUUGUACAGUGGGGAGGAUUUUGAACACAUUAACAAUUCAUACGAUGAUUUCAAAGCAGCCAUCAAGCGUCGUAGCCUGCGUAACAUGAGUCCCCCAUCCGCAACUUCAACACCUCCAUCAUCACCUGCACGUGAACCGGCACCAGCAUCUCAUGUUCAGAUAAAGGAUGCCGAACAGGAGCAGAAGGAGAAUGACACCGGUCAGAAUGACAAUCGUGACAAUGAAGAGGAGGAAAAGCGGAAUGAUAUUCAAGAGGAGCAAAAGGAGAAUGAGAAGGUUAAUAAUGUUGAAUUGGAGCAAGACAAUGUUGAAUUGGAGCAGAAGAAGAUUGAGAAUGAGAUUGUUGAGGAUCCGCCGAUAGAGAAUGUUGAGGCUGUUGUCCAGAAUGAGAAUGUUGUCGAGAAAGAGGCCGUUGUCGAGAAAGAGGCCAAAAAGGUGGGGAAGAAGGUUGGGAAGAAGAAAGACGAAAAUGACGAAGAUGAACUAGAAAUAGUGAAUACUCCUCCUCCUCUUCCUAAGAAAGUCAUAUUGGUCACGAGAAGGAAUAGGAGGCCGAAGAAUGAUCCAGAUUUCACCGACCCCAAUCUGAAACAGCCCAAGUUAAAAGAUCCUAUCACCGUCAAUCCACUUCUAAAAUAUGACGAUCAACUUCUUCAUCAAUUGCAAACAUGGCUUAAAGAUCCAAAGACUGACAACAACAGAAUUGAGCUCCAUACUAUAUUAGGUGAUAAGGCAUUAUUUCGCCGAAUGCUAAAAAGGUUCACCUGGCUGACUGAUGAUGAAAUCGAUGCAGGUUGCUUCAUUCUGAGAAGAAGAGCUUGGGUAUAUCCAAAGACAUAUAAGAAGAACUUCUUUAUUGGAGAUUGUUGGCUCCACACCAGGUUCACUGCUGAGUACGCUGCGUUUAACAAAAGUCGUAUUGAGUUUGACAUUGAAAACUUUUUCGAAUACUUCUUGGGCGAUGAAAGCAACUUUAGGAAUAGUUGGAAAGUAUGCGAUGAUAUAUAUAUUCCUUUGAACAUCAAAGACGUCCACUGGAUACUUUGUGUUGUCCGUCUACAGCAAUGGCGCGUAGACGUAUAUGACUGCGAUCCUGGAUGUUAUGCUAAUCUUGAUGAGUUUGUGCUACCGAUGUGCCAAAUGAUUCCGGUUAUAUUUGACAAGGCAUUGCCUCUUGAAGAUAAAAAAAGAUUUCCUCUGCUCAACCCUGAUUCCGUUUUGCCAUACACAAGACGUCCAGAGUCAGAAGUUCCCAAAGCAACUAAGAGUGGAGAUUGUGGUGUAUUUGUACUAAUGUAUAUUGAGUACUUGACUGCAGGUCUGAAUCUAGCAGAAGUGACCUCAAAUGAGAUGAAAACUUGGAGAGAAAAGUGGGCAGUGAGGUUAUUUCAUGGACUUGUAGAUCCAUAG